Molecule: messenger RNA, 2161 nt
Organism: Amphiprion ocellaris (clown anemonefish)
Lineage: Eukaryota; Metazoa; Chordata; Actinopteri; Pomacentridae
Product: SMG8 nonsense mediated mRNA decay factor
Exons: 3
Coding region: 30-1736 (568 amino acids)
Biological process (GO): nuclear-transcribed mRNA catabolic process, nonsense-mediated decay
Source: RefSeq, a predicted model, not a curated record
CGUUGUUUAUCCUCCCCUGCUCCUCCACCAUGAAGGAGGCCACCAUGGCUCUCUCCGUUAGUGUGGAGGCUCUGCAGCUGCAGGCGGACCUCCUGGAGGACGCUGCUUACCGGGACGACGGCCUGUGUGUGGUCGGUAUCUUCGGUAAGAGCAACAUGCAGCCCGGGCCGCUGAAGGACUCUCUGGUCAACACUCUGGCCGACAAACACAUCUUCUCCCUGCUCGGCGGAGCGGAGGACGGCGGCUCGGCUGACAGCAACAUCCGGGCCUUCUACAACCAGGAGAACCGGGUCCUCUACCUGCUGCUGUCCUCCGUGUCCGACAGCCGGCAGCUGCUGCGGGCCUGCCAGUCCCUGAGCGCCGCCACCAGCCACUCGGACGCCCACGACUUCUGGAAGGGCCUGGACCGGCAGCACUGCCUCCACCUGCUCUACAUGUUCUCCGUGUGCCACGUACUGCUGCUCGUACACCCCAACCACACCUUCGACGUGACCUACGACCGGCUCUUCAGGGCCUUGGACGCCCUGAGGCAGAAGGUCCUGCCUCUGAUCCGGGCUGCCAUCAAGGACUGCCCGGUGUCCAAAGAGUGGAAGCUGAACUGCAGACCCUGUCCUCCACGGCUGCUCUUUGUCUUCCAGAUGAACGGAACCCUGAAGCUCCCUGGGAGCAGCUCGGAGUCUGGAGGAAACCCCGACAAACCCAAAAAACACUCUCCCAGGAGGCGGCUGCAGCACGCCCUGGAGGACCAGAUUUAUCGGAUCUUCCGUAAAAGCAGAGUUCUGACCAAUCAGAGCAGCAACUGCCUGUUCACUGUUCCCGCCAACCAGGCUUUCGUAUACGUGAUCCCGACCGCAGACGAGGACCCUGUGGGCGCUUUGCUCGGCCAGCUGAGGUCAAACUGCAUGUUGGGGGACCAGGACUCCACCCCGACGGUUUCAGGGCCGAGGCGUUACCAGCAGAUGCGACGUUCGGCUCAGCAGCCCAGCAGCAGCGGGGAGCUGAGUGGCAUGUCGCUGGGUGGUCUGCUGGUGGACUGCAGCUUGAAGGAGUUCCUCUGGCAGCACGUUGAGCUGGUUCUGACCAAGAAAGGCUUCGAUGACAGCGUCGGACGCAACCCGCAGCCUUCACACUUUGAGCUGCCGACCUACACCAAGUGGGUCCAGGUGGCCUCCAGACUCCACCAGGUCCUCAUCAGCAACUCAGACGACGAGAUGGCCGAGCUGGCCGCCAAAGUGCAAAGCCAGGUGAAGGUUCUGGAGGGUUUUCUUGACGCUGACACGAAGUUCUCAGAGAACCGAUGUCAGAAAGCGCUGCCUCUGGCUCACAGCGCUUACCAGUCCAACCUCCCCCACAACUACACCACCACGGUGCACAAAAACCAGCUGGCUCAGGGUCUGCGGGUUUACAGCCAGCACGCCCGAGGAGUGGCCUUCCAGCGCUACGCCCUGCAGCUCCACGAGGACUGCUACAAGUUCUGGAGCAACGGACACCAGCUGUGUGAGGAGCGAAGCCUGACGGACCAACACUGUGUCCACAAGUUCCACCUGCUGCCUCAGCCAGGAGAGAAGCCGGACAUGGAUCGUAACCCGCCCAUCCUGAACCACAACAGCAGGGGGCGCUCCACCAGCUCCUGCAACUGCGGCAGGAAACAGGCUCCUCGAGAGGAUCCGUUCGACAUCCAGGCGGCUAAUUAUGACUUUUACCAGGUCAGGAUUCUCACUAAAGCCUCCUGCUGAGGACCACAGCAGAGCAGAGGCUGUCAGAAAUCACGUAAUCUCACAUAUGCAGCUCUAAUCAGACGAUGUGUUGUUAGUUUUGGUGCUAAAUUUGUAUCACAAGUUUUUGGAGGUGGCAGUUUUUCUGUGUACAGAGAUGUAAAAUGUGCAGCUAAAGUGUGUUUAGAUGAGGCUAGCUGCAGAUUAAGGUGAUAAUUCUCUGUAGGUUAAUCAUAAAUGGGACACCUUCCACACGGUCACAUUGUUUUCCUAAACAUAUCUAAUCUAGAUUAGACUAUUCUAUAUAAACUAACUCUCUAAUCCUCAGACUCUGCAAUAUAAAGUCCUGCACCUCAGUGGAAACAUCAGAGCAAUGUGUAGAAGUAAAGUUUAUGUUGUGUAACAAAGUUUUAAUGCCGUACAUCAUAAAAAAAUCAAAAGCUGAA